CAUUCGGGUGCAUAUAUCGCGAGGAGUGGGUGCGCGGUUCAAACUUCAGUGAAAAUUCGAGUGAAAUCCUGUGAAAAUUAGAAAAAUGUUGUAAAAUCUGUGUUCCAAAAGCGUUUCCGGAUAACACAGCUAUGGAUUCCAAGAAGGACAUCUACAAUCUAUGGGUGCAGUACACCACCAAGAAUGAAGAGAUCUAUUUCCGGCAGUUUAUCCAGGGGUUCGUCGGCAUCUGGCAGAAGCAGCUUAUGCUGGACUUCGAUAAUGCUCCCCUUUGGUCAUCGAUUUCUUCGGAUUCGGGUCCACAUUUGAAUCGAUUGCCGGAGGAAUUGCUUCCAGCGAUCGAAAAGUUCCUCAUCAUUGCAAGGGACAAGUUUGAAAAGGCUGGAACGGAAAACGCACAGGAUGAGCAGGAAAAUGAAACCAUAAACGAAAUCCAACUGCUCGUGCAAUGCUUGAUAAUAAUUUGUCGUCAUUUUGAGAACAUUAACGCCAUCAUCAAAUCGAGUUACAUUCCGAGUUGUGUUGCCAUUUCUAAUUGUAUUAUUUACAAGCUGGUCCAAGGAUCAACGCUGACCGCGGUUCAGUCCCAAUUUAUUCGAUGCUUCAGCAACUUUGUCGAGGUGCUGUACGAUCCGUAUCUGACAUGGAGGAACUUUUUGCGCGGCGAAAUAGCCGAUUACGGGCGGCUCGGUUACAAGAUAUCGCCGAUGCAUGCGGAACUGGUUCCCUUUCUGUACGACAGCUUCCAGAUCAAGAAAGCCGGCCAACAUCCGGAGCUGGGGCGAGAUUUGAUACACAUUUUGGGAGCCGUCAUUUCCGGAUCCCAGUGUCAUUCCACAACUCUUCUUCAAACUUGUCGAAAAUAUUAUCAAUCUAAGGUUGCUUUAGUAGAUGAACCCAAACAAAACAUUAAUUCGUACUAUCUAAACAAUUCAGUCGGUGAAGGAAACGCUAAUGUGCACAAUGGUUUACGUGCCAUAAGCCCUGCAACAGUAACCGUCAUUAUGGAUAUAAUCUCGAAAUGGGAAAGUGACGGCAACCUGCGGCAGCUGGUGCUGCAAUGUUUCUCGAUGAUGGUAAUCAUACUACAGAAAUCUAGUCCCGAACAGCGUCAAAUCGAUUUACUUACUGUUUUCCAACUGUACAUGGGAGCUAUACAAGCCCUGCAAGAAACACAACACUUUCAGCAACCAACGUCUCCGACGGAAAGUUUCGAACUGUCGCUGAACGAUGACAACUACCUGGACGUGGGAGCGUUGAAUGCAAUCAUUGGGACGAUCGAAAACUUCCUGCCGGAACACGUGAACAAGCCGGUGAUGUGCAAUGCAAUAUUUGAGGCGAAAUUUCUACCGAACCUGGUACAAAUACCAGAACAAGUGAAGACUUGGCAUAUCGAUCAUCAAUUAUUAGGAUCAACGCUGGUCAGAAGUCUGCACAAGCUGUGUAGUAGUUCGGAGAAAAUACACUACAAUUUGAUGCAUACAAACAACAUAAACAUUCUAUUUGAUGGACUAACGAAAUUUGGCAGACCUUCGCGUGAUCUUAUCUGUGACUGUCUGUACUUCGCAUUCGAUGGUAGCGAUGCGUACAGUUUGAAUGCACUAAUCGUGAAAAAGCUGGUCGAAUGGAUUCCUUCAAUCGCUGAGCCGGAGCAAAACUACUUAAGCGAUGUUCUACUCAAGAAAUGCUCUGCCAAUUUACAGAGCAAAUAUGCCAUCUGUGAGCAGCUCAUGAUAAAACACAUAGUGGAUUAUUGCUUCGAGGACCACAACAAGUUAUCGGCCAAAUGUAUCAUCAGCCUGUUGAAAUUGAUUGAAGAACUGGCCAAGCACAACAUCCACCCGACCGAAUUCAAAUGCUUGUUACGUUUGCUACGCAUAGGGGCUAAGUUUGAGUAUCGCAAACAGCUGAUCGAUGCUAUUUUGCGAGUCUCCCAGUAUCGUCUCUCGCUGGGCACCAUCCCUAACGAAUAUCUUGACAUCCAGAACAAUACCAACGGAAUAACGAUACCGGAAAUAAGGAAAUGGGACACGGCGCACGGAUUUGUGUUCCACUCCUGGAUCCGCUUGGAUAAAGAAUUCGAACCGAUGAGCGAUGAGGAAAUAAAUUUACAAAACUACCGACGACAUUUGUUUAGCUUGACCACCAACUGUGGCACGGGAUACGAGUUCUUCAUCCAAAAGAAUGGAAAUUUCGUUGUGAGCGUGAUUACCAAGAAAGAAUUCUUCACGGCGACGGCUCACGCUACACAUCUGCUUGAUGGCCGGUGGCAUUCGAUUACGGUUAGCGUCAUCCCGCCGAAACGACUGUUCUCUUACCAUCAGAUUAACGUUUUUGUCGACUCGGUGCAGAAGCUUGGCUCCACGAUGAAGUAUCCGGCAUUCGCAGAGCUGUUCCACUACUGCGCCAUUGGAGCUCCAUACAAUAACGUCCGCAAAGCGUCCCAUACUUCGCAUCAAGCUAACAGCGCCAGAAUGAAUGCUACGCCAUCACCGGAAAUGACGCCACCACCCGUGGAAAAGGAAGAAAAACCGAGAGGGGGCCUAUUCCCUAGUCUGAUGGAGAAAACCUUCUUUCCCGGUAUAGUUUCGCAAGUGCCCAGUUACUUUACCCUCCCAGCAAGGCAGUCGCCGGCUUCCCUGGACCCUAGCGUUAAAUCAUACCCCAUCGGAAUGCAGGACCUGGUAUUUGGAGAAGCCAUAUGCUUGAAGGGGCAGCUGGGUUGUGUUCUGCUUGCGGACACAAGCAUCAAUUUGAAAAAUCUCUUCGAAUCCGGUCCCAGCAUUGCCAACGUACUGGCAACGGAUAUGAUCGAAUCAUUCGAUAUGGCAUCGAAGUUUAUUUUCUGUUUUUCUCCGAGUGCUUGUUUCGAUGGGUUGUGCCUAGAUCUAGCUCCUGGAAACCAGUAUAAUGGACACGUUGCAGCGAAUGCCUCAAAUGUGCUGUCCAUUCAAAAUGCCAUCAACGGUGUAGGAGGCAUGAUGUCUUUACUUCCCAUCCUAGACUUUGUCUGUCAAAUACCGGAUUCAGAUAUAUCAACAUCCGAUCAACUUAUUUCUCUUACACCGGUAGCUUCGCCGACGCGGGAUGAACGAUUCGGUGAUUGGGAAAUGCUUCAGCCCAACUCACUGACAGAAUCCAAAAUUAUCCAAAAUCCCAUAGCAUGUUUUAUUUGCUUGAUGAGAACUUUCAUUCAUGGUAAUAAUCUAAACAAAGAAAAUAUUCUGAAAAACGAUGGAAUACCCAUCAUUAGUCAACUUUUGCAAAAAUGUAAUCCAGCGUUGUUCGAUGUGAACGUAUUGAUGUCGGUGCAACUGCUCGUUGAAUCAAUCCAAAACGAAAUGCCAUCGGCUAAUAUGGAACUGCUUCACGUAUUGUACAAAGAUUUAGUUUUUAAUUUUCGCAUCUGGUCCCGCGCUCAGUUCCAGAUCAUAAUCGGCCAUAUUCAAUAUAUUAGUGCAAUAAUUAAGGAUGAUAGGAAAUAUUUUCGUAAGCAUUUCGGCGCCCAAUUUAUUCUUGAUGUGGUACAGGAAUUCUUCGCUGGAACUUGUACGAUUCCGGUGCAGGACGCACGGAUGAUUCGUGAUUCAUUGCUGCGAAUAUUGCGAUACUACAUUUCAAAGGAAGUGAAUAUUAAAGAGAUUUCAGCAAUCUUAACAUUUUUGACAACGAUCAAGGUUGAGCCCGUAGUUGUGGAGAUUAUUGAAAUGCUGACGACCUUAAUUGAGGGGAAACACGUGAAAGACCAGAUUUUUCUGCUUAUGUACGAACCCAACAUGGCUGAAGCUUUGUACACACUGUUCAUGGAUCGACAUUUCGGAAACGAAGUUCACACUCGUUUGCUUAAAUUUAUAUCCGGAAUGCUAAAUACGAAACGUAUUUCGAGCAAACAUAAAGCUGCACUGAGGCUAUACGAUAGUGCCAUCGAAUGCAACAGUUUGUAUCCGGGCUUAUUUUCGUUCAUGCUUCCGUUUGAGCUUGAACCGGAAGUCAUACUCGGUUUACUGGACUUGAAUCUUUGUUUGGAUUCAGAAAUGGGUUACGCCGGAGCUUUGUGUCUGAUCUACCACGCGAACUCAGCAUCACUACCGCUAAAAUUAGAAAUUGCUAGACGGCUGAUGACUGCUACAUUCACUAAACCUAAAGCGCCCCAGAUGAUCGCUCGACAGGUAGGGUGGCAAGAAUCAAUCGCUCGACUGCUGAUUAAAAAACCAAUAGAAAAUCGAUCACUGUCAGAGAAGGAAAUCGAAAAAGGCAAAAUAUUAACUGAUAUUGAGGAAAUUGUUAAACGUGAAAGCGAAUCAUCGAUUGGCGCAGCCGUUGGUCCAAGCGACCUUAUUGUAUUCGACGACGAAACCAUGGAAUUGAAGGCACAGGAAACUCCGAAAUCUGCAAAUUCAUUCAUGACCGAAGCUGCCUCGGUUAUCGAGAAUGAAAUCAAAGAGCUAGCCGAUAGUGUCCAAGAAGCUGUGGUUGACAACAUUACGUCAUCGAUAACGUCUGUUUAUUCGGCAAUCCGCCAAAAAACCUCUGACAUUCAAGAUACUCUCGAAUCGCUAACGAUGAGUUUCGAUGAAGUUUCUGGGCGUAAGAAAACUUCGUCCUCUUUCUCCAGCAGCAGUGAUGAAAACGUAUCGUUGGAUGAAUCUCUAGCCGUAUCUUCGAUGCGAGACGACACCCAAUCGACCCGAAGUGCGGAUGAUUUAGAUAGUGCGGCCAGUGGAAGAGAAGAAACAGGAUUCAAAUAUUCUGAAGAUAAUGAGGAAGAAAAUCUAGUGUAUUUGGUGUCUAAUAUUUUAUUCACAAUUCUGUGGCGAGGUGUAGAAAAUUCUAAUGAUUCGUGGAAAGAACGUGGUCAAGUUAUUGCAUGUAUCAACUUGAUAGCGUUGAAUAAUGAACUGUAUUGCUCUCAUUUGAACUUACGUCUGCGUAUUCUUGAAAUGGGUGUCCAAGCGGCUCUAAUUGAUUUGGGCGAAAAUGCACAGUUGGUGGUGACACACCAGCAGAAUGCAGCGCAGCUACUACGGUUGGCCUAUGAUCUAGUGGUUCUUGAUCCGAACGAAGAUGAUUCCAAAAAGUGCUCAACAAAGUUACUGGAUGGGGUUCUAUCGCUGUUGGAUAUUUUAAUGGUGUUUCAACAAAGCAGUUCCGACGAUUGGUCAGAAAUGUCCCACCUUAGCUUGGGACUACUUUUAAAGUGUUCUCAUAAUCCUAAUUCGGAUAUCGUAGCAAUGGCAACGGCAAAGCUACAUGCCCUUUUGCAAAAUCGUGUGAAUCCGGAACCGGGUGAAGUGGGUUAUUUGUUGUUCAGUUUGAAUCAAGCUAUUAGCAGUGCUAUUGAGAUCGGAAACUCGGAACAAUAUUCGUUUUUGAUUCCGGUGCUGAAAGCUUUGCUUGAAAAAUCCCGACUAGUUAUUGGGUUGACUACAAACGCGCCCGAUCUACCCGCUACGUCUUCCGGGCCGAUCUUCUUUCAAAACUUCCAAAUGUACUGCACGACAAAACAGUGGACUUCGUUCAUCGAAAAAAAGAUCAAGCCGCUGUACACCUCGUACCAGAAAGAUCUUUCCAAUACCCUGUGGGAGCCACUGAACACCUUCUGGGCCGAAUGUUACGAAUCGUGCAAAUUUUCGUCUCAACGGCGCGCCAAGCUGCAGAUGGAAAGUCGUCGGAAGUUCCAGGAGCGAAUACUGAUCCCAUGUCGCAUUCGCCAAUCGGAGGAACUGGCUCGCGUAAAUCUGCAUCAAACACAGCGGAAGGCCAAAGAUACCCACAUCGAGAGGAGGUGGCACAUCUGGAAGCGGUUUCUGUACGGCCCCAAGGGAGCAUGGGCCAGCCCAUGUGACGAGGAGGAGUACUGGCGUCUAUCGCACCACGAGAACAGCGUCCGCAUGCGGCUGAAACUGGAACCGAACCUGGCUCAUGAUCCGCACACGGCUGCAUCUAACAUGCGCGACAAUACCACCUCCUCAAGCACGUCACACAACCGGAGGCUUUCAACCGAGCUGGGCUCAACCAUCGCUCCCGCAGUCCUGGGCGAUGAAUCCGUCGACGAAGACAUCUUGCUGCUGGAAGAAGAACUGCGGAACAGCAUGGAACCGCAAGUUCCUGAAACUUCCGGCAAGGAGAAAAUUGUAAUUUCUCAGGAAUGUGAACUGAUAACGCUCAUGACCCGAGUGAAGGGAAGACUGGACCUGACGACAAAUCAGAUCGUAUUCUCCGAGAUUGGGUCCUCUCGAGACGAUGGUCAAAGAUUAGAUUUCAAAUUCCCGAUUAGUCAGUUAAGGGAAUUGCAUUUAAGGAAGUUCAAUCUUAGGAGAAGCGCUUUGGAAAUGUUUCUGGUGGAUCAAACCAGCUAUUUUCUUAAUUUCACCACAAAAACUAGAAAUAAAAUUUUCACCAAAAUUCUCAGUCUUCAACCACCAAAUAUAUUAUAUGGAUCCGGUCGCUCUCCAGCCGAAUUGUUGAAAUCAUCUGGUCUAAUGCAGAAGUGGGUUAAUAGGGAGAUUUCUAACUUCGAAUACUUGAUGCACUUGAACACGAUUGCUGGACGAUCGUACAACGACUUAAGUCAGUACCCUGUGUUUCCUUGGAUAUUGGCCGACUAUACUAGCGACAUCUUGGAUCUUAAUGAUCCAAAAUCAUUCAGGGACCUCAGCAAGCCCGUUGGAGUUGUGAACCCAAAAAAUGAAGCCGAAGUGAGAAGCAAGUUUGACAGCUUUGAAGAUCCGUCCGGUAUGAUACCAAAAUUUCAUUACGGUACCCAUUAUUCUAACUCAGCUGGAGUUUUACAUUAUUUGUUGCGAGUUGAGCCGUUUACAUCGCUGCAUAUAGAACUGCAAAGUGGUCGUUUUGAUGUAGCGGACAGACAAUUUCAUUCCAUCCCUCAAACUUGGAAACUCCUAAUGGAUAAUCCGAACGACGUGAAGGAACUCAUACCCGAGUUCUUCUAUUUCCCGGAGUUCUUAAAAAACAUGAACAAAUUCGAUUUGGGCAUUCUACAGCAAACGAAAGAACCAGUAGAUGAUGUUGUGCUCCCACCAUGGGCCAAAUCUGCCGAAGAUUUCAUAGCCAUUCACCGGAGAGCGUUGGAGUCGGAAUAUGUGUCUCAGAAUCUACAUCACUGGAUCGAUCUAAUAUUUGGUUACAAGCAGAAAGGGCCAAAAGCUGUCGAAGCACUGAACGUGUUUUAUUAUUGUUCGUACGAGGGAGCUGUUGAUUUGGACAAAAUCACCAAUCCAAUCGAGCGUGAAGCUGUGGAAGGAAUGAUAAACAACUUUGGACAAACGCCUUCCCAACUGCUGAGGGAAGCUCAUCCGAAACGACUCAGCCAGGACGAUUUGACAAUGAAGCUGCUUAAAUUAGAGCUUCGCAAACCGGAUCUCACCCUCAUUCUGGAUCGUGUGAAUUGCAUAAACUGCGAGUUGACCACCGACAAAGAUCCGAUCGUUUACCUGAGCACUCCACGGAGCCCACCCCGAUCAUUCCUGCAAACUAGUCCCGAUAUGCUGAUAUCCGUUACCAAGAGUGGCAUCCUCGGCUGUCACAGCUGGAUGUCGUUCGACAAAGAGAAAGGCUUCCUGCUGGAAAUCGACGCCACUACCUCCAAUUUGAAAAAUCGCAAAAAGCUGGUCGGCCCUUUCCAUCCAUCGAUUGGGCUUAAUUCGAACCUGUUCGCCGUCAGCGUCGAUGGGAAAUAUUUGUAUGCCGGCGGCAUUUGGGACAAUUCGGUUCGGAUUUUCAAUAUGGUACGCGGAAAAGUGGUCGCUUCGGCGAUUCAUCAUUUCGAUGUGGUGACUUGCAUUGCGCUGGACACUUGUGGAUCGUAUCUGGUGACCGGAUCGAAGGACUGUACCUGUGUGAUAUGGUCAAUUAGUAGUGUCAGUUCUGGAGGGGCUUCUACGACGUCCAAUCUGCAACCUAACACGGCCGCUUUGAAUCAAAAUUUGGCCGGCAACGUCGUGGGGAGCGCCAAUGUUGUACAUUUGACCAACAAUCUCACACCAAAACCGGUUCACACACUUUACGGGCAUGAUGGGCCCGUGUCGUGUGUUGCUAUUAUGACGGAGCUGGACGUUGUGGUUUCCGGAUCGGUGGAUGGCACCGUCAAUGUUUACACAAUAAAAGAAGGACAAUUCGUCAGGACAAUAAACCCUCUAGGCUGUACCGGAUCCAGUAUAGAGAUAUCGUUUGUAACACUCUCUUAUCAAGGUCACAUAGCGUUCUCCGCCCUAGAUGACACCUCCCACUCCGUGCAUGUUUUCAGUAUCAACGGUGUCAAUCUGGGUUCCAAAUACGUAUCCGGCCGGGUAACCGGGCUCACCACGGCCACAGACUAUCUAGUCGUAUCCGAUGAUGCUGGGGAUGUCACGAUGAGUCGACUCUACGGUUUGAAACCCAUAUUCGACAUUCCUCUGCACAUUCCGGUGCAGACGAUUGUGUCGACCGGAGGCAGUACCCAUCUACUGGCCCCGUUACGCGACGGAAGUCUGGGAGUUGUUGGUAUAAUGCAGCCGAUAGCCUACAAAAAGCAUACCGUACUCACGGUAUAGUUGUUCCGGAUCACGCUCUCGAAAUACAUCAUUCCAAUCAGUCAAUUAUUGCUUGUGGUAGAACCGUCGUGUGUCCUGUUUGUCUCUCUCCCUCUCUCCCGGAGAAUAUCAGUAUUUCGAUUAUUCUUAAAACACUUUUUAUUCACCUUCAACGAUUAUGCAACGGUCAGAGAUUACACAUUUUGUUCGACUUAAGUAACAAAAGUAUCGAUAGUUUCAAAAUAACCAUUGUGAGCCUCCACAAACAGAAGAAGUAUUGGUAGAUAUCCGACUGAAAUCUAUGAGUUUUCGAAUUCCAGAGUAGUUGCAUGCAGAGUGUUUCGAAACGUUAGUCGUGUUUUCAAACAUGGAAUAAUAUUGUUAUCACUAAACUAUGUUGUUAUUUUAUGGACGUAUAUUAUGAAACAAAACAUAUUUAACAAUACAAUAAAAAACAUUGUUCUAAAUAUCUUUGAA
This is a messenger RNA of Uranotaenia lowii, 9008 nucleotides long. Its product is annotated as neurobeachin-like protein 1. Gene Ontology annotation, biological process: intracellular protein localization. Gene Ontology annotation, cellular component: cytosol; membrane. The transcript is spliced from 21 exons. NCBI's taxonomy places the organism in Eukaryota, Metazoa, Arthropoda, Insecta, Diptera, Culicidae. The record is from RefSeq and is a predicted model, not a curated record. Bases 132 to 8552 code for a protein of 2806 amino acids. Gene Ontology annotation, molecular function: protein kinase binding.